GAGGCGGGGCGAGGCUGAAGGCGCGGGAGGGCAGCCAGAGGGUUGCGGGUGCAGCGCAGGAGACCAUGUCCGGGGGCAGCAGCUGCAGCCAGACCCCAAGCCGGGCCAUCCCGGCCACUCGCCGGGUGGUGCUCGGCGACGGCGUGCAGCUCCCGCCCGGGGACUACAGCACCACCCCCGGCGGCACGCUCUUCAGCACAACGCCGGGAGGUACCAGGAUCAUCUACGACCGGAAAUUCCUGAUGGAGUGUCGGAACUCACCUGUGACCAAAACACCCCCGAGGGAUCUGCCCACCAUUCCCGGGGUCACCAGCCCUACCAGUGAAGAGCCCCCCAUGGAAGCCAGCCACAACCACCUGCGAAACAGCCCGGAAGACAAGCGGGCGGGCGGUGAAGAGUCACAGUUUGAGAUGGACAUUUAAAGGCCCAGCCAGCGGACCGAGCAUUGCCUGUGGGCCCUUGGGCCCUUUUCAGGAGAAGAGUCAGCCCAGCCAGGCCUUGUGAAAGUUACCAUACCGGGCAGGCAUCCAGCGUGGGGCCGGACGCCCCAGCCCUCUGCUCCCUCACUCAGGGCACCUGCCCUCCCUCCCUCCCGUGAGCACCAGCAGAUACCUCCUUGUGCCUGCGUCCACCCCAAGGGGGGCGACUGCCUUGCGCACACCCUGCGGCCAAGUGCCAGGAAGUGGACAAGGACGAGCCCUUCUGAUUGGUCAUCCGGCUCUCCCAGCCCCGUCCUCUGGGGGCGCACACCCACCCCUUCCCUAGGCUGAUGUGCCUGGAAAAGCUCCCCUCCCCUUCCCCAAGAGAGGAAAUAAAAGCCACCUUCGCCCUAGGGCCAAGA
This is a messenger RNA of Propithecus coquereli (Coquerel's sifaka), 841 nucleotides long. It is a transcript of the gene EIF4EBP1, whose product is annotated as eukaryotic translation initiation factor 4E binding protein 1. NCBI's taxonomy places the organism in Eukaryota, Metazoa, Chordata, Mammalia, Primates, Indriidae. Gene Ontology annotation, molecular function: eukaryotic initiation factor 4E binding. Gene Ontology annotation, biological process: negative regulation of translational initiation. The record is from RefSeq and is a predicted model, not a curated record. Gene Ontology annotation, cellular component: cytoplasm. The coding region runs from base 66 to 422 and encodes 118 amino acids. The transcript has 3 exons.